AUGACUGUCUGGCUCCCCAACCUCUAUCCCGUCCUCCAGAGACCCUCCCGGAAAUCAGAAACAGAGACUGUUGGAAUCUACCAGAAUUUUGAGAGGAAGCCAGGAGUCUCUGGAGAUAUUGUCCCAGACAGCGGGACCUACGGCAAGAUCUGGGAGGGCAGCACCAGGUGCAACAUUGAGAACUUCACCUUCCACAAGGUCCUGGGCAAAGGCAGCUUUGGAAAGGUGCUGCUCGCAGAGUUGAAGAGCAAAAAGGAGUUCUUUGCUAUCAAGGCCCUCAAGAAGGAUGUGGUUCUGAUCGAUGAUGAUGUGGAGUGCACCAUGGUGGAGAAGCGGGUGCUGGCACUCGCCUGGGAGAAUCCCUUUCUCACCCACCUCUUCUGCACGUUCCAGACCAAGGACCACCUGUUCUUUGUGAUGGAGUUCCUCAAUGGGGGCGACCUGAUGUACCACAUCCAGGACAAAGGCCGCUUCGAGCUCUACCGUGCCAUGUUUUAUGCAGCCGAGAUAGUCUGUGGACUACAGUUUCUGCACAGCAAAGGGAUCAUUUACAGGGACCUCAAGUUGGACAACGUGAUGCUGGACCAGGAUGGCCACAUCAAGAUUGCCGACUUUGGGAUGUGCAAGGAGAACAUAUUCGGGGACAAACAGGCUAGCACGUUCUGUGGCACUCCUGACUACAUCGCCCCUGAGAUCCUGCAGGGCCUGAAGUACUCAUUCUCCGUGGACUGGUGGUCCUUUGGAGUCCUUCUCUACGAGAUGCUCAUUGGUCAGUCCCCCUUCCAUGGUGACGAUGAGGACGAACUCUUUGAGUCCAUCCGUGUGGACACACCGCAUUAUCCCCGCUGGAUCACCAAGGAGUCCAAGGACAUCCUGGAGAAGCUGCUUGAAAGGGAUACAACCAAGAGGCUGGGAGUGAAUGGGAACAUCAAAAUCCACCCCUUCUUCAAGACCAUCAACUGGACUCUGCUGGAGAAACGGGCCGUGGAGCCGCCCUUCAAGCCCAAAGUGAAGUCCCCUGGAGACUACAGCAACUUCGACCAAGAGUUCCUGAACGAGAAGGCACGUCUCUCCUACACUGACAAGAACCUCAUCGACUCCAUGGACCAAACAGCAUUCGCUGGCUUCUCCUUUGUGAACCCCAAAUUUGAGAGAUUCCUGGAAAAGUGAGGAUUCCAGACAUGCCCCCCAGCCCAGCCCAGCCGGGGAGCCUGGGUCAGCCAGCAUGGCCUGCCCACACAGCCUGGACAGAGCAGGCUGGGCGGCGUCCCCCUUCAUCGGCACCUGCCCGCCUCCCAUAGUUAGCAACAGUGUGAUUGUCUGGUUCCUGCUGCUGCCGCUGCCUGGCCCCCAAGAGGGGCCUCAGCUCCUGUCUGACUGGGCCCUUAUGGUACUUCUGUGAACUGUGUGUGAAUUUGCUUUUCCUCUGCCGUCAGAGGGAAAUUGUAAAUCCUGUGUUUCAUUACUUGAAUGUAGUUAUCUAUUGAAAAAAUAUAUUAUAUAUAUAUACACACACACACAUA
Leptonychotes weddellii (Weddell seal) is the source of this 1523-nucleotide messenger RNA. Lineage: Eukaryota; Metazoa; Chordata; Mammalia; Carnivora; Phocidae. The record is from RefSeq and is a predicted model, not a curated record.